ACCUUCAUUCCAUGUUUGAUCUCUAAUCUGCACAUUUUAACCACAAAAUAGCCCGUUUUAUUAUUAUUACUACUACUACUACUAUUAUUAUUAUUAUUAUUAUUCAUCCAGCAAACUGCACUCUGUUUCAGCAUGGACUGGACAGAUGAUUGGGUGGCAAAGGUCACUUUGUUGCCAUGACAACAACUCAGGUCAAGUGUUUUACAUGAUUGGAAAGAUGUGUAAACAGUGUGGGGGAUUGGAAUAUUAUUGCUGAAGGAAAAAAUAGCGAAAUCUGAAGCAGUGGUUGGUGAAAGGAAGGUUCAUUUGAACACUGCCAUUCAUUCAUUCAUCUUCAGUGGGAGCGUUAUCCUGGUCCGGAUCCGGAGCCUAUCCCGAGAUCACUGGGUGAGAUGUGGGAAUACAUCGCAAGGCAUCAUGUACACACUCAUUCACACCUAGGGCCAAUUCUAGUGUAGAAAGUCCACCGGCUGUAAAGUUUUUGGGAGGAAACUGAAGAACCCAGAAGAAACUCUACACAGAAAGGAACCCAAGCUCAGGAUCAAACAACACUCCCUGGAGCUGUAAGGUGGCAACACUAUCCAUGGUACCACCAUCCUGCGUGGUACCUUUCUCUUUUGUACCUUUAACAUCUACCUUUUACCUGGAAAUGUGCACACAGAGUACCUUUAAAAAGAACCAGUCCACUUGCUGUAAUGUUUUUGGGAGGAAACUGAAGAACCCAGAAGAAACUCUACACAGAAAGGAACGCAAGCUCAGGAUCAAACCGCACUCCCUGGAGCUGUGAGGUGGCAACACUAUCCAUGGUACCUUUCACCUGGAAAUGGUACACUGCAUGCGCAUUUCGAGAUAAAAUAGACAUACAAAAGGUAGAAACGGGGUCCGCUUGAGAGUACCAGUCCAGGGACAAGGAAUGGAAUGGUACCCCUUGUUUUUUUGUUUUUGUUUUUGUAUUUUUUUUACCUCCCCCCCCCCUUGCUCUUUUAACUUGAUCUACCCCUUUAAACAAAUCUAAUAUGUGGGUUGAAUCCUGAACAGCUGCGUUUCUGGACAUGUGGUAUGUAAGGUGUAGGCACCACUAAUACACACCUGAUGAAGUGCACUCAUAUAGGCAGUAGGGAGUGAUUUGGGAUUCAACCCGUGGUCUGGUUCACUAUCACUAAAGGACGAAGGAGGGAUGGUGUUUGGGGAAAUGUGAUCAUCCUUGGGCAUUGUUGCAUUCAGUCCAACAUUCCGGGCAUUUUGAGGUGAUAAAGCAGCAGCAAUGCGCAAAGAGAUGCUGAUUAGGAAAUGAUGCUCGGCGCCAUGCGGUUGGUACCGGCGGACUGCGGAGGCCGCUUCUGCGCAUGCGCGAGUGUCGUGUACGCCUUCGCCUGUGUGUGCGUGUGCGUGUUUGUGUGUGUGUGUGUGUGUGUGUGUAUUGCGACCUGUGUGUUAUUGCUGCUGAUGCGAGUUGCUAUCAAUCCUUAGUGGACAACGACAGGACUAUUUUUUUUUUUCAAACAAAAAAAAUACAUUUCGCCCUCGGAUAUGGACGCACAUAGACUUUUUUAAAGGAUUUGUCUGGAAACGUUGUGGAAUUUCUAACGAAAAGGGUUUUCAUAUCCGAAUGAAGGAAUAACGGAAUUUUGUUCGACAUUUAAACAAGCUAACCGGAGCUAACACCAGCACAGGUGGAUUAAUCCGCGCUCUUCUCCUCGCGCAUCUGGCCUUGAGGAAAAUAAAACAUCUGCCGACUCGUUAUUAUUAUUAAACAAACAAAAAGACGAUUUAUAUUUUUUUAUUUAGGCCACUAAAUUCCUCGAGGGUCCGCGUUUCCAGUGUUUUCCUUCUCGUUUUUCUUGUCAGUCAGGGAGGAAGGGAUGCUGUUAGCUAGCCUACUCAGCUAACCGGCUAGCCUUCACAGCGUUAGCACUUUAAAUCCCUGAAUCUCGCUAAUUUACAGAUUUGUGGUUCACACAAAGCUGUAGAUAAGCGCAUAAAUCCGGCUAAUAUUUCAUAUUAAUGCAUAAUAUGAGAUAUUACAGAGUAGAAAUCGAAAGAGAAGUGAUUUUUAGGCCAAUUGAUAGAAGCUAGAAGCUAUUCUGAGUGGGAAUGUGCUGUAAUGUAAUGGUGGGUCAACACCAUGAAGCAGACCUAAAUAGUAUGAAAAUUCAUAUUAUUUAGGUCUUAACAUGCCAUUCAAGCCUAUUAUCAGCAGUUUUAUCUCAUCUUUUUUCUCCUAGGUGGUCCUAGCCAGCUGUGAGAACAAGCAGCUGUAAGAUUUGCAAGAACUUGUGGUAUUACAUGGUUGUAACAGUUAUGUAAUUGAUUAUUUCCAGUUAAAUUUGAGCAGAUACUAAAUAUAUAUAGAUUACACUACAUUUAGUCUAGACCAUUGGCAUGUUCCUUUAAAUUUUGCCACAAACUUACAUUUCUUUUAUUAACUGAUACUGAACAUUUUGCUUUUCAUUCACAUAGUCACUCAGGUGAUAACUAACCACAGGUAAACACUAAAUAUGUUCUUAAAAUACAAUUCUUUCAUUUCAAUAUUACAUCAUGGUACUAUAACAAGGUGCAUUUCUAUUUAUUCCAAAACAGGUAGGUCUAUGUAAUCAUAUUUUAUAAAUUUUAGACUGCAUUGUGGAUCAGGGCACUUUAAUAAAGCUAGAAUAAAAAAAAAAGUAAUAAAAGGAUUAGGUGUAGAUUGUGUGUAAACACGAAAUGUUGCCAAAAACGCUUCUGCUUUUCAACCAGAACAGCCUUUAACGUUGGAAUAAAUUAACUCGAGCUAAAAAAUGGUGAUACUGUAGGGAAACAAACACAGUCGCUAUCUUGAAGUUAAACCGAGGCAGUUAAUUAUUUAUCCUCAAGUACACAGCUGCGCAUGGAUCUCAGCAAUGUUACUGCUGUUGGCACUUUGGCUAAAAGUGGACGCGAAUUAACUUGGAAUUCCAAACGUUAUUACUUGGUGGAGUUUUAAUAAAAGGAGAGACCUCCUGGAGUGUUUCAACAUCACAGGAGAGAAACGGCGCUCCUAAAUGGAGCAGGUUCUCUCCAGUCCGCGAGGUCAUUCCGACUGGGAAUCUGACCAGAAUUCUCUCGGAUUUCUUCUUUUGGAUAAUGACGACGUCGCUGCUGACAGCGGCCAUGAAAAUCCAGAGAGACAUCAGAGGGGAGAGCCUGGUAUUGUCUCUCUAAGCUUUGAUGAGAUAUUUCAGGACAGCUCUUUGAAUCUAGAUGAAUUAUUUCGGGCAUCCCGGUAUUCUGGAUUAGAUCAGGCAUAUCCAUGGGAGCAUAGUUCGGACUGUGUCAGUCCGUCAUGGGAUAAACAGCAGUCCUUGCCACAGAAACUGCCUGAAGGGGACUGCUGUGAAACACCACACGAUGUGGUCACAGCGGAUCUCAUCACUUUUAAUUCCAAUGCACCCAGUCCCACACACACUUGCACAUCUAUGCAGGCUGUGGACAUUUUGCAAUCCAUUGGAACGGUCGACACUGAUUGCCCUUUAGAUGGCCUCAUAGGCCAACUUCCUCUGGAUCCCGUGCUGGGCCAGACACUCUCUCAAACCCUGCCUGCUCAGAGGACUAGUGUAGUUGAGGAGAGUUUAGGCUCACAUCGGACAAAAGAUUUGACCUCCUCACAAUCUACACUUGAGGAAAUGUGUUCAAAUUUGCUGGUUCUUGCUGAGGAAAGCUCAAGUAGGACUGCAUCCUGUAAUUUUGAGACUUCACUUGAGGCUUUAAGCCCUUUGCCCUUCAUCUACGAUUUGUCUUCCUCACCCCCCUGUUCGGUUUCCCACCCUGAUGCCUCAGAUGAACUCUUACCAACCUUGUUUUUGGAGUCACCUGUUCAGCCAUGUGAUGGCAGCCAUGCUAUCCUCCAGACAGAUGAGACUACAAUUGCAGGAUUGUCUUCAGAACAGGAGAGCAAUAUACCUUCAAUUAGUAACACGAUAUGUGAUGAUGCAUCUGAGGUCCGGUCCAUGCCACAGUCACCUGCGGGUCCAUUAGCAUCGAGCAAAUCAUCUGUACAUGAAAGAACAUUAGCUGAAUCAGAUUCAGAGGCCGAACCUGGGACGCUAAUAGCGUCAAUAGUGACUGAUGGUCCACUUGAGAGCGGUGAAUGUGCUUGUGAGGAUGAGAUGACUGUAGAAAUGGAAGAUGUAGUGGAGAGAGACAUCCCACUAAAUGACCCUGUGAUACAGGAACUUGAAUCACCUACAUUCAUACCUGUGCAAACGGCUCCAGUGGAGUCCAAAUCAACCUAUCUGGUCUCACUUUCUCCCCAGAUUGACUUCUCAACAGAGUACAGUAAUGAUGAGCUUUGUGUAAAUACACAUGGGUCUGAGAUUGACCCUGCAUCUGAAGAAUCAUGUGACUUGAACAAAAACUCAAACCUUUCUGUGACAUGUGACUCAAAUUCUGGUGACAUCCAUAACCCAAAACCACUUGCCUCUGAGAAAGAGAUUAUUGUUGAUACCUUUCCUGCCUUGGAGAAAGAACUGCCUCCCAUUUCUCCUUCAAUUUGUCUUACCCUUGAGGCAAAUGCAGAGACUGACACAAUCUCACUUGACUCUGAAUCUCAAACACACACCUCAUUAGAAAUAGAAAGUAAACACAAUCCUUCAGAGAGCGACACAGGCAAAGAACAGACAAUCAACAUGCCCAAUGUGGACAUAUUAGACACGCAUACACUUGCUGCUGUGGAUGCACACCUCCUUUUGCACGUUCAGGAGGUGGCGUCUGUUCACACGUCAGUGAAUGGUACACCUCAACACUGCCAGGAUCCGAAUGCCUGUACAGCUGAGAUUAACCAGCAACCAAACACACAGGAUGAAUCGGAGAGCCUCUGCUUUGGUGGCCAUAAUUAUACACCUGAAAAAUAUUUAACUCCAAAGGACAUUCAUGUAACAUCUGAUGAUCUUCAGGACCCACACCCACUGACUGAGCCAUCUGAUGGCAGUGCGAAUACACACACAUCAGACUCAACACCUGUCUCCAAGGAAAACACACUUGCCCCAACAUUACCUGCUCCAGGAAGCCCAAAAGCUGAAGUUGUUUGUGUGCACGAGGGUGAAAGAGAAGGCAGGGAUAGUGAACUGGAUGAUGUAACCCAUGUCUCUGAGAGUGUUCUUGGCCCUUUAGACUCCACCCUCCUCUCAGGUGCAGAUAGUCCACUCAGCCAAGUGGGCAUGGCCAUGGAACAGGAAAGGGGAGAGGCUACAGCAAGACUCGGUCAGUCAGCUGAUGCGAGGGUAGACGGGGAAACUGAUCUACCUGACCAACUUACACAAGCAGACCUGUCUCAGGUGGCAGAGCCAAAGGUAAACUUGCUCAGAGAUGAGUCUCCCAGCGGAGUUUGUCCGCUAAAAGAAGUAUGUCCACCUCUGAUGGAGGACAACGUUGUUGUUCCUGACGGUCCCAACAAUGCCGAAAUGGCUCUGGAGUUAUGUGUGAGCUCAGAUGUGAUCCAGGAUGGGAGUGCAGGUGCCUGUGCGCUUACAGCAGCCAAUCCUCAGGAUGAGGAACACUCGGCCCUGCGAGCAGUUUUCCAAGCUCUCGAUCAGGAUGGAGAUGGAUUUGUCCGAAUUGAGGAGUUUAUGGAGUUCGCCACGGCGUACGGAGUGGAACAGGUGAAGGACCUGACACGCUUCCUCGACCCGAGCGGCCUGGGAGUCAUCAGCUUCGAGGAUUUCCACAGAGGCAUCACAGCCAUCAGCAACGGAGGAUCUGACCCAGAUCUCUACAAGCUACAGCUAACUUCAGGGGAUGCCAACGGAGCAGCCGAGGAAUAUGAUGAGCAGGCGGAGGUGUCGGACAGCGCGUACCUGGGCUCGGAGAGCGCAUACAGUGAGUGUGAGACGUUUACAGACGAGGACACGGGAGCCCUCGUACACCCUGAACUGCACGAGGAUGUCGAGACGGACAGUGGCAUCGAAAACACGCUCACCGAGAGCGAGGACCGCAACAGGUUCUCCCUAGGCUCGGAUUUGCAUGGCCACGCCCUGGUAGCAGUGAUUGGCGGGGAGGAAGAGCACUUUGAAGACUUCGGGGAGAACAACUCCACCUCCGAUCUUUUGCUGGCCGAUCAGGAGGAGGGGAGGGCAGCCCCUGAAGGAGAGGGAGACCCAGAGCCACACCCACACAUUGGCAGCCCAGUGCGCCGCCCACCCAUGCUGCUGUCACCCAGCUCUGAGCCUUUCCCCUCCAGCUUCCAGAAUUUCCUGCAGUCGGAAUCUCUGGAGUUUUUCUGCACUCACUGUCACAAACAGAUCAGCCGCCUUGAGGAUCUCUCCACACGCCUGCACUUACUAGAAAUGAAUAGCUCCAGCAAGAGACUGUCCAGUAAAAAGGCAGCAAGGCAAUUGUUACAGUCCAGUGGUCUGGAUGGUAUGAACGACCUGAGCCGCGACAUCCUGGACCUCGCUGACAGUGACAUUACAGAUAAGGUGCUACUUCUGGAACGGCGCGUGUCUGAGCUGGAGAAGGACUCGGCAGCGAGUGAGGAGCAGCAUGCCCGUCUGCGGCAGGAGAACCUGGCCCUGGUGCACCGCGCUAACGCCUUGGAGGAGCAGCUCAAAGAGCAGGAGCUGCACUCCGACGAGACCCUGAACACACUCGCACGCAAACACAGAGAGGCUCUGAGCAAACUGCAGCGUGAGAGAGAGCUGGAGAUCGAGAACCUGCAGGCCAGGCUGCAUCAGUUGGAUGAAGAGAACAGUGAGUUAAGGUCAUGCGUGCCCUGUCUGAGAGCUAACAUUGAAAGACUGGAAGAGGAGAAGAGAAAGCUCCAGGACGAAGUGGACGAUGUGACUGACAGACUGAAUGAAGAAAUGGAGUCCCGCAGAAAGAUGGCCGACAAGCUGAGCCAUGAACGCCACACCAGCCAGAAAGAAAAAGAGACCACACAAGAGCUGAUAGAGGACUUGAGGAAGCAGUUGGAAAUGCUGCAGCUAUUUAAGUUGGAGACGGAGGCUCGACGAGGCCGCUCGCCUGCCGCUGGACUGCAGGAAUACAACACACACAUGAGAGAGAACGAGCUGGAGCAGGAAAUCCGACGACUCAAGCAGGAUAACCGCAGUUUGAAGGAGCAGAAUGAUGAGUUGAACGGACAGAUCAUCAAUCUCAGCAUUCAGGGAGCCAAAAGCCUUUUCACCGAGUCUCUGUCCGAGUCGCUGGCAGCAGAGAUCAACAACGUCUCUCGUGCAGAGCUAAUGGAGGCCAUCCAGAAGCAGGAGGAGAUUAACUUCCGCCUGCAGGACUACAUCGACCGCAUCAUCGUGGCCAUCAUGGAGUCCAACCCAUCUAUACUAGAGGUCAAAUAAUCACCAUGGCGACAGACCCUGAAUACACUACGGCACUGAAGCUGAUCGACGUACACGUUAAAGAAGAUAUAGAUUUCUUAUUUAUAAAUCAGCUGCGCUUCUGCUCUCUGUCAUAAUGCAUCAUUUCAGGAAAGCGUGUGUGUGUCUGAGUGCAUGUCUUCAUUUAUACUGUAUGUUGGUUCCUGUGACUUCCCUGUUGUGUGGGAUUGAGGGGCCCAAUCCCUCAGGUGUGUGUGUCAAUAUUAUAUAUUAGAGCCGUCUUGAUUAAUUUAAAACCCACAUUUAAAUUUAAGUUAAUUGACUGUUAAUAUUAUAUUUUAAAUAUUAAUGUCAUUAAUGUCACUAAUGUCAUUCAGUAUUUUCUAUCAUGUUUCAGGUUAUAGGGUUUGUUUUUUUUUAAUCCCCAGUAAAAAAUUACACUUCUAUUUACGUUUUUGAAGCCCGUGGUUCUCAAAAUGGAGUCCAUGAUGUAUAUCUAGGGUUCCGUGAUUGCUUUUUUGAAAUCACAUGACAUCAAGGGUGCUGUGGCUAUUAUUUUGUUAUCAUAGUUGUAAACCAAAUUGACUGGUCACUUAAAAAUGAGGGAGAUUAAAAAUUAAAUCUGCGAUGUGCUGCGAUCAUACGGAGGUCCCUGGAUGCAAAAUUUUGAGAUCUUCUGUCUUAGGUUAUAUGGGAUUCGAAUAAAUACCCGCCAUCUUCUACACACCAGAAAGCUUUUGAAUCCCAAAUGGCUUCCUAUUAACUACACAUGUUCACUACAUAGGGUAGUGAGCACUGUAGACCCUAAAUAGUGCACUCGAUUCCCAAUAGAACCAAAAAAUGUCCACUCCAAUAAGCCAAUAAGUGCCUCCUGGAAAUACGACGUACAUGUACUACAAGUGGUAGUAGACAAAUUUUGUUUUAAUUUAAUUUUUUUAUUCAAAUAAUCUGGCAGCCCUAAUAUAUACACACACACAUUCAGCUGUUAUUUUGUGUUUUUUGUUUUUGUUUGACUUCAAGUUUAGCUCCACGAUCAAACCCAUGUGAGGGACACUGCGUGUCCUGAGAGGGUGUGUGUGUGUGUGUUGACGUCAUAACUUAUGAGUGUGAUGAUCUUUGAUAUCGUUAAGGUGAUAACGAGGUGUGUGUGUGUGUGUGUGUGUGUGGAUUUAGUUCAGUUUUAUUUUCCUCUUAUCUAUUUAUUACGAUGAAGCAGAAGGCUACAGGCUGAAACAGAGAAAACUCCGGAAGCUGGAAAAGUGCUGCAGAGCCGUGGAGGCGGAGCGUUGUGAUUAUAAAGGGGCGUGGCCCACGUGUGCUUUCCUGCUGAGUGAACGAAGACAACAUGCGAGGGACGUCCUGUACGAUGAAAAGGUGUUUGUUUGUUUUGAAUGACUAUAUAUAUAAAUAUAAAUAAAAAAACAUAUAUAUAUAUAUAUUUCCUUACAUUGAAGCUGAAGAAAAACGGUUGCACUCGAAAAAUUUGACGGAUCCCUCAGCUGGAAUGAUGAAAGCUUAUUUUCUGAUUAAAUUAUUUUGAACUGAUGAACCAGUGGGAGAGAUGGAGAGAGCAGAUGGACGUGAAAGACUUGAGAGAACCUGCUGAGACACGAGCACUCAUACACACUCCUCUCUCCAUCUUUGAACCCAAAAUAAUUUUCUGCAAGCUGAUUUCUCAUCCUGUUUCACUUGUUAUAGGUAUUUUAUAGAUGGAAGGAAUAGAUUGUCUUCCGCUGUCACAUGAAUUGUGUGUGUGAGUGUGUAUGAAGAUUUCAGUAGCUCAACUGGGAGCUGAUGUACAGUAUUAUACUGAAUGUAAUACCGUAUUUUCCGGACUAUAAGACACCCUUUAGCAGGUGCUGCAAUUACUACAGCAAAAAAAAAAAAAGUGCUAAAAUUUGAGCCUCCUAAUAAACCUGUUUAUUAGGGGUUUUAGGGUAGAUGUGCUACAGACUUAGUCAUUUCUGUUUUUUAUUAUUUGACAGAAAAAGUAUAUUAAUAUAGCAUAAAAAGGCGGGUACAUUAAUGUAACUUACACAAUACGUACCGUAUAUAUUGUUUUGUUUUUUCUUCAGACAAACAAAUCCGGAAAAUACGGUCAAAUGAAAGUGCUGAGAUGUGUAAAUUCCAGGAAAAUCUUUUUUGAUCAUUUUUAAAUUUUAUAACAUUUCACUUUUUUUUUUUCUUGACUAUGCUUAUUUCAACAUUUCUGUCACAUAUAAUGACAUCAAAUGGUCCAGUCCCGUGUUUCAGGUGUCUGUUCGGUGAUAUCCUGCUAUUUCUGCUUUAUUUUACACUCCAAAAAGUGAAAGCAACACCUUAUUUUCUGCGUUGUGCAAUCUAGCCGUUCAUUAGAAAUGGUCUUGAACAGUUGACUUACUUUUGCCUGUAAGAAUCCUGGAUGUGCUAACUAGUGUGUGCGUGACUCGUUCUUUCUCUCUCUCUCUCUGUCUCUCUCUCUCUCUCUCUCUCUCAUCUUAAUAUGUAUAAAGAUACUGACUGAUCUGUAUAUAUAUGCGUUCUACUUUUUGUGAAUCUGCACUCGCACACUCGAAAACGUCCAAAGCAGGAGCUGGAGCUCCACUCGUCACUUAGAAAAUCAUGAAUACUAAUUUUAGCUACGAGUAGACAUAACACGUUCUUGUUGUAAAAAUGAAGAUGAAAUCUAUUCUGAUUAUAAGGUGACAUGUAUAAAAGGAUAAACUAAGAUAUCAGUAUUGUCUUCUGCUGCAAGUUUUUUUUUCUUUCAGAGAUGGCCCGCAAGAUGUAUCUCUUAUUGUCUGAGGGUCCUGUAGAUUUUUCGAGUAAUUGUAUAAAGGUGAAAAUUAAAAUAGGAAAUGAACCUAGAUGCGAAUCAAUAAAAUGAACAUAUCUCUUA
Molecule: messenger RNA, 10164 nt
Organism: Pangasianodon hypophthalmus (striped catfish)
Lineage: Eukaryota; Metazoa; Chordata; Actinopteri; Siluriformes; Pangasiidae
Gene: rab11fip3
Product: RAB11 family interacting protein 3 (class II)
Exons: 14
Coding region: 3021-7307 (1428 amino acids)
Biological process (GO): regulation of cytokinesis; endocytic recycling
Cellular component (GO): endocytic vesicle; recycling endosome membrane; cleavage furrow
Molecular function (GO): calcium ion binding
Source: RefSeq, a predicted model, not a curated record